Molecule: messenger RNA, 702 nt
Organism: Saxophila tyrrhenica
Lineage: Eukaryota; Fungi; Ascomycota; Dothideomycetes; Mycosphaerellales; Extremaceae
Gene: mrpl16
Product: 39S ribosomal protein L16, mitochondrial
Exons: 2
Coding region: 1-702 (233 amino acids)
Biological process (GO): mitochondrial translation
Cellular component (GO): mitochondrial large ribosomal subunit; ribosome
Molecular function (GO): structural constituent of ribosome; rRNA binding
Source: RefSeq, a predicted model, not a curated record
AUGGCGACCAAGCGAUUCGCACCGACUCCCACCCCCUCUCUCCUCUCCUCCUUCACCACCCGCCCAUGCUGUCUCAACACAUCCCUCCGCGCCCUCCUACCAGCCACCCGUCCCUUCUCCUCAACACCAACCCCGCAAAACUGGCUCACUCCCAAACGCGGCGAAUCCAGCAAAUCCCGCAAAGGCAAACCUCACGUCGCAACCGGCGGCAGCGUGCGCGGCACCACCCUCGUCUGGGGCGACUACGGCCUGCGUCUCCGCUCACACGACCGACGCAUCUCUGCCCACCAGCUCAAAGUCGCCGAUGAGACGAUCCGGAAACGACUAAGAGGUACGAAGUAUCGCUUGUACCAUCGCGUGAAUGCGAACAUUGGCGUGUAUACUUCUGGCAAUGACCAGAGGAUGGGGAAGGGCAAGGGGAGUUUUGAUUACUGGGCUUGCAGAGUGCCGGUCAGUCGGAUAUUGUUUGAGCUGAAGGGGGAUGUGCAUGAGCAGGUUGUUAGGGAUGCCAUGAGGUUGGCGGGGAACAAGUUGCCAGGGCUCUAUGAAUUUGUGCGUAAGGGAGAUCCGCCGGUGAUGGGUAUCACAAAGGUCGGCUUGGUUGGAAAUAGCGAAGAGUUCUUACGGCGGCCUAGGGUGCCGGUGGAAGCGCCGAGUCUGCCGCAUACCGCACAGAGAAUACCUGGGACGACGCCUGUAUAA